Molecule: messenger RNA, 1339 nt
Organism: Chroicocephalus ridibundus (black-headed gull)
Lineage: Eukaryota; Metazoa; Chordata; Aves; Charadriiformes; Laridae
Product: C-X-C chemokine receptor type 1-like
Exons: 2
Coding region: 225-1301 (358 amino acids)
Biological process (GO): positive regulation of cytosolic calcium ion concentration; neutrophil chemotaxis; G protein-coupled receptor signaling pathway
Cellular component (GO): membrane; external side of plasma membrane
Molecular function (GO): C-C chemokine receptor activity; C-C chemokine binding; C-X-C chemokine receptor activity
Source: RefSeq, a predicted model, not a curated record
GGCAACGGGCACGGGGAGACAGCAGGGCGGUGGGUGCAGGUGAGGGACCCUCCGGCUGGCCUGGCGGGACCCCCCCAGACUGGCACUGCCACACUCCCUCCCAGAGCCCUUUGAGGGUGACGCCUGGAUUCAUCCCCGUGCCCGGGAGCAUCCCAGUGAGAACCGACUUGGGACAGAGAGAAGACCCCAGAUUUGGGGGGACAGUGAGGGCAGCGAGCGGCAAAAUGGAGUCCUUCUCCUACAGUGGGGAUUUCUCCGAUCUCUUGUCCCUCUACAACUACACCUAUGAAUAUAGCACGGCCAUGCCCGACACCGCUAUCUCCUCUGCCCCAUGCCGGCCCGAUGGCUCCGUCCUCAACAAGUACCUGGUGGUGGUGAUCUACUGCCUCGUCUUCAUCCUCAGCGUGGUGGGGAAUGGGCUGGUGGUGCUGGUGGUGACCUCCAGCCACACCAACCGCUCUGUCACCGAUGUCUACCUGCUCAACCUGGCGGUGGCAGACCUGCUCUUCGCCCUUAGCCUGCCACUCUGGGCUGCCUACCGAGCCCAUGAGUGGGUCUUUGGCACCGUGAUGUGCAAAGCUAUCUCCAUGCUGCAGGAGGCCAACUUCUACAGCGGCAUCCUGCUGCUUGCGUGCAUCAGUGUGGACCGCUACCUGGCCAUCGUCUAUGCCACUCGGGCUGCCACCGAGAAGAGGCACUGGGUGAAGUUUGUCUGCUUGGGCAUCUGGGUCUUCUCCGUGCUGCUCUCCCUGCCCGUGCUGCUCUUCCGUGAGGCUUUCCCCUCGCCCAGCAAUGGCACUGUGUGCUAUGAGCACAUUGGUGGUGAGGACACGGCCAAGUGGCGGGUGGUGCUGCGGAUCCUGCCGCAGACCUUUGGCUUUGCCCUGCCCCUCCUGGUGAUGCUCUUCUGCUAUGGUGUCACCAUCCACACCCUCCUGCAGACCAAGAACUCCCAGAAGCAGCGGGCCAUGAAGGUCAUCUUUGCCGUGGUGCUGGUCUUCCUCAUCUGCUGGCUGCCUUACAACAUCACAUUGGUGAGCGACACCCUUAUGAGGAUACGAGCCAUCACUGAGACCUGCGAGAGGAGGAACCGCAUAGACACAGCCCUCUCCAUCACACAGGUCCUGGGCUUUGCCCACAGCUGCAUCAACCCCAUUAUCUACGCCUUCAUCGGGCAGAAGUUUCGCAACAGCUUCCUCAAGAUCCUGGCACAGCGUGGGCUCAUCAGCAAGGAUGCUGUGACCCGCUAUGGCCACGCCUCCUACACCUCCACCUCUGGCAACACGUCCACCACCCUCUGAGCCCUGCUGGGACCCGACCCUCGCAGCUCCCAGCAGGU